AUGGUCUUAGGUGAUGGGUCCUCCACAAAGUUCUGGACUGACAUAUGGCAUCCUAUUGGUAGACUGAUCGAGGUUUUGGGAGAACGAGCAAUACACAAGAUGGGUAUUGAUCGGCAUGCAUCUGUCUCUAGUGUUUUUGUGAACAAUGUGUGGCGGUUUAGGAACACUCGUGAUCCAGCUAUCCAACAGGUCACCGCGCAGAUUCAAGAGGGGACUGUGGUACUAGUUCAUGGUGUUCAGGAUGAGGCUCAUUGGAAGAAAGAGGAGGACACCUAUGAAAGGAAAUUCUACGCUUCUACAACCUUGGAAAGUAUUCGUGUCAGUCACGAUCAGGUACCAUGGGACAAGCUUGUCUUGUUUGCACAAGGAGUGCCUAGGUUUGCAUUCAUUACGUGGCUUGCUGUCAGGGACAGACUCUCAACGGGUGUCAGAAUGCGUGCAUGGGGGAUAGUACAAGGCUGUCCCUUCUGUGGUGAGAGAGAAGAAUCAAGAGAUCAUCUGUUUUUUGCUUGUCCUUACACUUACACUCUCUGA
Molecule: messenger RNA, 534 nt
Organism: Raphanus sativus (radish)
Lineage: Eukaryota; Viridiplantae; Streptophyta; Magnoliopsida; Brassicales; Brassicaceae
Exons: 1
Coding region: 1-534 (177 amino acids)
Source: RefSeq, a predicted model, not a curated record